This is a messenger RNA of Nestor notabilis (Kea), 3091 nucleotides long. Its product is annotated as ryanodine receptor 2-like. The annotation marks the transcript as partial. Gene Ontology annotation, cellular component: smooth endoplasmic reticulum; sarcolemma; Z disc. The transcript is spliced from 19 exons. The record is from RefSeq and is a predicted model, not a curated record. Gene Ontology annotation, molecular function: ryanodine-sensitive calcium-release channel activity; protein binding. NCBI's taxonomy places the organism in Eukaryota, Metazoa, Chordata, Aves, Psittaciformes, Psittacidae. Gene Ontology annotation, biological process: calcium ion transport.
AAGCCCAGAAGCUCUAAACAUUAUUAAAGAAGGACAUAUUAAAUCAAUCAUUUGUCUUUUGGACAAACAUGGAAGAAACCAUAAGGUUUUGGAUGUUCUAUGUUCCCUCUGUGUUUGUCAUGGAGUAGCUGUGCGGUCUAAUCAACACCUAAUCUGUGAUAAUCUCCUGCCAGGAAGAGACCUGCUCUUACAGACGCGCCUUGUGAACCAUGUGGGCAGCAUGCGACCCAACAUCUUCUUGGGGAUUAGUGAAGGCUCUGCCCAAUACAGAAAAUGGUACUAUGAACUUAUGGUGGAUCAUCUAGAGCCUUUUGUGACUGCAGAAUCAACUCAUCUACGAGUGGGCUGGGCUUCAACAGAGGGCUACUCACCAUAUCCAGGGGGAGGAGCAGAAUGGGGAGGAAAUGGUGUUGGUGAUGACUUGUAUUCAUAUGGCUUCGAUGGUCUGCAUCUGUGGUCAGGUUGUGUAGCACGAACAGUAAAUUCUCCCAACCAACAUCUGUUAAGAACUGACGAUGUUAUUAGCUGUUGUUUGGACCUAAGUGCCCCCAGCAUCUCCUUCCGGAUAAAUGGUCAGCCAGUUCAAGGAAUGUUUGAGAAUUUCAACAUAGAUGGCCUCUUCUUCCCAGUUGUCAGCUUUUCUGCAGGAAUAAAGGUACGUUUCUUGCUUGGAGGUCGCCACGGAGAGUUCAAGUUCCUUCCUCCACCUGGAUAUGCCCCUUGCUUUGAAGCUGUCCUACCGAAAGAGAAGCUGAAAGUGGAGCAAAGCCGAGAAUAUAAGCAGGAUCGUAGCUAUACACGAGAUCUACUAGGUCCCACUAUUUCUCUGUCACAAGCAGCUUUCACUCCAGUUCCUGUAGAUACCAGCCAGAUUGUUUUGCCUCCCCACCUGGAAAGGAUUAGAGAAAAAUUAGCAGAGAACAUCCAUGAACUUUGGGUUAUGAAUAAGAUUGAACUUGGCUGGCAGUAUGGACCAGUUAGAGAUGACAACAAAAGACAACACCCAUGCUUAGUGGAGUUCUCAAAAUUGCCAGAGCAGGAAAGAAAUUAUAACUUGCAAAUGUCACUUGAAACACUGAAAACCCUGCUGGCAUUAGGCUGCCAUGUUGGCAUUGCUGAUGAACAUGCUGAAGAAAAAGUGAAAAAAAUGAAGCUUCCAAAGAAAGAUGCCGCCAGUGUGGUUGAAGGGUUCAGCUUUGGCCAGUGGCAGGUCCCUUUUGGAGGUGGCUGUGUCCGGCAGAGGGCAACUCUGGCCUCUCCUCACAGAGGCCUCCCUGUAGCACCCCCGCACCAGCACCUGGGCACAGAGACCCACUACCAGUUGUUGAGUGGAUAUAAGCCUGCUCCCAUGGAUCUGAGUUUUAUCAAGCUGACUCCCUCUCAAGAAGCUAUGGUAGAUAAAUUAGCAGAGAAUGCACACAAUGUGUGGGCAAGGGACCGUAUAAGGCAAGGCUGGACGUAUGGUAUCCAGCAGGAUGUGAAAAAUCGACGAAAUCCUCGCCUUGUACCUUACGCUCUUUUAGAUGAUCGAACAAAGAAGUCAAACAAAGACAGUCUUCGAGAAGCAGUCCGCACCCUUCUAGGCUAUGGUUACAACCUGGAAGCUCCUGAUCAAGAUCAUGCGAUGAGACUGGAUGUGUGCAGUGGGAUAAUGGAAAAAUUCAGGAUCUUCCGCACAGAAAAGACUUAUUCCGUGAAGGCUGGGAAGUGGUACUUUGAGUUUGAGGCAGUUACUGCAGGAGACAUGAGAGUUGGCUGGACCAGGCCAGGUUGUCUGCCAGAUCAGGAACUAGGCUCAGAUGAAGAAGCUUUUGUUUUCGAUGGCUUUAAGGCACAGCGGUGGCAUCAAGGUAAUGAGCAUUUUGGCCGCUCAUGGUUGGCAGGAGAUGUUGUUGGGUGUAUGGUUGACAUGAAUGAGCACACUAUGAUGUUCACCUUAAAUGGUGAAAUCCUGCUUGAUGACUCGGGGUCAGAACUUGCAUUCAAGGACUUUGAGGUUGGUGAUGGAUUUCUACCUGUAUGCAGUCUGGGCCCAUCUCAAGUGGGAAGAAUGAACUUUGGAAAAGAUGUCAGCACUCUAAAAUAUUUCACUAUCUGUGGCUUACAGGAAGGGUAUGAACCCUUUGCUGUUAAUACAAACAGAGACAUCACCAUUUGGCUGAGUAAAAGGCUCCCUCAGUUUCUACCAGUGCCACAAAAUCAUGAACAUAUUGAGGUAACGAGAAUUGAUGGCACCAUAGACAGCUGCCCCUGCCUGAAGGUCACACAGAAGUCCUUUGGUUCACAGAACAGUAAAACAGACGUCAUGUUUUUUCGAUUAAGCAUGCCCAUUGAAUGUGCUGAAGUGUUCUCCAGAUCAGCUGCAGGAGGGUUACCAGGCACUGGUCUUUUUGGCCCGAAGAAUGACUUGGAGGAUUACGAUGCUGAUUCUGAUUUUGAGGUUCUAAUGAAAACUGCUCAUGGUCAUCUAGCUCCUGAUCGGACAGAAAGAGAAAAAGAUGCCACAAAGCCAGAGUUAAACAACCAUAAAGAUUAUGUUCAGGAAAAGCCUUCACGUCUUAAACAAAGAUUUAUGCUCAGGAGGACAAAGCCAGAUUAUAGCACGAGUCACUCUGCACGGCUUACUGAGGAUGUGCUAGCAGAUGAUAGGGAUGACUAUGAUUAUUUGAUGCAAACUUCCACGUACUAUUAUUCAGUGAGAAUAUUUCCUGGUCAAGAACCUGCUAAUGUCUGGGUGGGCUGGAUUACAUCUGACUUUCACCAGUAUGACACAAGCUUUGACUUGGAAAGAGUGCGUACUGUCACAGUUACACUGGGAGAUGAAAAAGGGAAGGUUCAUGAGAGUAUAAAACGCAGCAACUGCUAUAUGGUGUGUGCAGGAGAGAGCAUGAGCCCUGGACAAGGACGUAAUAAUAAUGGUCUGGAGAUUGGUUGCUUGGUUGAUGCUGCCAGUGGCCUGCUGACCUUCACAGCUAAUGGCAAGGAACUGGGCACAUACUAUCAGGUUGAACCGAGUACAAAGUUAUUUCCUGCUGUAUUUGCUCAAGCUACAAGCCCCAGUGUUUUCCAGUUUGAAUUGGGAAGAAUAAAG